AACCGUUAGUCAGUUGGCCGCGUUGAACGGAACAGUUGUUAUAUAGCUGACCUCGUCGCUUUUCGUACGGUUUUAGUACGAUGUUUGUUCGGGUUAGGUCAUCAGUUUUGGGGGAAUUCGCCUGACAAGCACGUACGACUUGGGUUAUCGGAUUCCCCAUUAGUGUUGUCAGCUUAAGAUUAAUAAAGUGUUAUCAAGCUAUAAAAGUGCUGAAAAUAGGAUAACAGUUGCAAUAAACCAUUAUAAACAAUUAAUAUGAAUAUUUAUUAAGUAUUAUAGCGACUAUUACUACUGUUUUUGGCAGAAAUGGGAGUAAUUUCUCUAAAGUCGGUCACCUAACUUUCGAUGUGCCUUAUUUUUUUUUUGUAAUGUUCAAUGUUUUGGACUAAAAAUUACAAAUACAAAUCAAAUAAUAGUAUAUACGGUUUCCCAGGAUAUGUACUUAAAUAUAUGAGUGUAUCUUGCGGAUUAAUUCUUCAAUAAUACAAAAAAAAACUUCAAAUUCAAAAUGAUUUUUUAUCUUCUCAAUCUCGCUUUUCCAUAUAAAAAAGAUUGAGCAUUAAGCCGACCUUUUAAAAUUUAUUAUUUUUUUUUUUUUUUAAACCAUUGCUAACUGCCGAAGAAUGCAUUAAACUCGAAAUAACGAAAUUAACUCUAAAGGUGCUUCCUUUAAAUCUUAACCUUUUAAAGUUUCGACCUUGAAAGCAUUGCUAAAAGUGUUGAAGAAACAAAAGAAAAACCAUAGAAAAACGUCAGAGUUAGCUAGAAGGCAUCUGAGUUGGCAACACAAUGGAGUGGACCUGGUUUAAGGACUGGUGGCGUCUCAAAAAGCUUCGAUCGCGUCAUCAGCGGCAUAAAAAAAAACUCGAAGCAGCCGCGGCAGCCGCUGGAGCUGCAGUAACCGCUGCAGCGGUUUUGCCCGGUUCGGAGUGUGUGGAAAGCGCCGGUUGCAAAGAUCCGCAUACCAAUCGUCGCCACAGUUUGGAUGCGGUACCAUCUGAUGGAUCAAUAGCUAGACGUCGGCGAGGUCGUGGUCGCGAUCGUUUGCGCCGCAAUCGCUUGCUGCAACGCCAGCAACGAAGUCAAAGUGCCGGAGUUCGCAGUCAACCGGGCUCGGAGAAUCCGAUUAAUAGAAACCAGGACGACGACGAUGGGGAGUACGGGCCAUUCAACGUCAGUGAUUACGAGGAUUACGGUCCGAAUCAUGGCAGCGACGAGGAUAGCGAUGACUUCUGCUUCUGCGAUGUCUGUAUGAAUGGCGACACGGACUUUGGGGACAGUAAUGACGGCAUGGACUCCGAUACGAGCACCUCGUCCAGCAACAGCAAGCAGGUGGUCGUCGGCAUCUGCGCGAUGGCCAAGAAGACACAGUCGAAGCCGAUGAAGGAGAUCCUCACGCGUCUCGGUGAAUUUGAGUUCAUCAAACUGGUGACAUUCGAGGAGAACGUGAUCCUGCGUGAACCAGUCCAAAAUUGGCCCACCUGCGACUGCCUGGUUUCGUUCCACUCGAAGGGCUUUCCGCUGGAGAAGGCCAUCGAGUAUGCCCAGCUACGGAAUCCCUUUGUGCUGAAUAACCUGCACAUGCAGUAUGAUAUUCAGGAUAGGAGAAGGGUAUACGCCAUUCUGGAGAAGGAGGGCAUCGAGAUACCGCGCUAUGCCGUCCUCGAUCGUGAUUCCCCUGAUCCCAAACAUCACGAGCUGAUUGAGUCCGAGGACCAUGUGGAGGUCAAUGGUAUCACCUUUAACAAGCCGUUCGUGGAGAAACCAGUUUCGGCAGAGGACCACAACAUAUAUAUUUACUACCCAACUUCGGCAGGCGGCGGAUCUCAACGACUUUUCCGGAAGAUCGGCAGCCGGAGCAGCGUGUAUUCCCCGGAGUCGAGGGUGCGCAAGACGGGAUCGUUCAUCUACGAGGACUUUAUGCCCACCGAUGUGUACUUUUCAGGCACGGACGUCAAGGUGUACACCGUGGGACCGGACUACGCCCACGCCGAGGCCCGCAAAAGUCCCGCUCUGGAUGGCAAAGUGGAGCGCGAUAGCGAGGGCAAAGAGAUACGCUACCCGGUGAUCCUCAAUCAUUCCGAGAAGCUCAUCUCACGGAAGGUAUGCCUGGCCUUCAAGCAAACCGUCUGUGGGUUCGAUCUGCUGCGAGCCAACGGAAAGAGCUACGUCUGCGAUGUCAAUGGGUUCAGCUUUGUGAAGAACUCGAACAAGUACUAUGAUGACUGCGCCAAGAUACUGGGCAACAUGAUCCUCAGGGAGCUAACGCCCACGCUGCACAUCCCCUGGUCGGUGCCCUUUCAGCUGGAUGAUCCACCCAUUGUGCCCACCACCUUCGGCAAGAUGAUGGAAUUGCGCUGCGUGGUGGCCGUAAUCCGCCAUGGCGAUCGCACGCCCAAGCAAAAGAUGAAGGUAGAGGUGCGGCACCCCAAAUUCUUUGAGAUAUUCGAGAAAUACGAUGGCUACAAGCUGGGCCACGUCAAGCUCAAGCGGCCCAAGCAACUGCAGGAGAUCCUGGACAUCGCCCGCUUCCUGCUCAGCGAGAUCCACACCAAGGCCCAUGCCGAGAUCGAAGAGAAGGAGAGCAAGCUAGAGCAGCUGAAGAACGUUCUGGAGAUGUACGGCCACUUCUCGGGCAUAAAUCGCAAGGUUCAGAUGAAGUACCAACCGAAGGGUCGUCCUCGCGGUUCCAGCUCCGAUGAUACCAAUCUAGCAGCGGAUCAGCCCGUGGAGCCAUCGCUAGUUCUCAUCCUCAAGUGGGGCGGCGAACUUACCCCAGCCGGUCGCAUACAGGCGGAGGAACUGGGCCGCAUUUUUCGGUGCAUGUAUCCAGGUGGACAGGGAAGAUCGGAUUACUCUGGCACCCAGGGCUUGGGCCUGCUCAGAUUACAUUCGACGUUCCGACACGACCUGAAGAUUUACGCCUCGGAUGAGGGACGUGUCCAGAUGACGGCGGCUGCCUUUGCAAAGGGUUUGCUGGCCCUGGAAGGCGAACUCACACCCAUUCUCGUACAGAUGGUGAAGAGUGCGAAUACGAAUGGACUGCUGGACAAUGAUUGUGACUCCAGCAAAUAUCAGAACCUGGCCAAAGGUCGCCUCCAUGAGUUAAUGCAAAAUGAUCGGGAGUUCUCCAAGGAGGACCGCGAGCUGAUCAAUCCAUGCAAUAGCAAAUCGAUCACCCAGGCGCUGGACUUUGUGAAGAAUCCGGUGGACUGCUGCCACCACGUGCACCAGCUCAUUCGCGAGCUCCUACACAUCAUCAGUAUCAAGAAGGACGAUCCGAAGACCAAGGAUGCGAUCUUGUAUCACGGCGAGACAUGGGACCUAAUGCGUUGUCGCUGGGAGAAAAUCGAGAAGGAUUUUAGUACCAAGUCCAAGCUGUUUGAUAUUUCAAAGAUACCGGAUAUCUACGAUUGCAUCAAGUACGAUCUGCAGCACAAUCAACAUACUUUGCAGUAUGAUCAGGCGGAGGAGUUGUAUAUCUACGCGAAAAACCUGGCCGAUAUAGUUAUACCGCAGGAGUAUGGAUUGACGCCGCAGGAGAAACUGGCCAUUGGCCAGGGAAUUUGCUCACCAUUGCUAAGGAAGAUCAAGGGUGAUCUGCAGCGGAAUAUAGACGAGGUGGAGGAUGAGUUCAUGAAUCGUUUGAAUCCACACUAUAGCCAUGGUGUGGCCAGUCCUCAGAGGCAUGUCCGUACAAGGCUCUAUUUCACCAGCGAAUCGCACGUCCAUUCGCUGCUCACAGUCCUGCGCUAUGGGGGACUACUCAAUGUGGUCACGGAUGAGCAGUGGCGUCGGGCUAUGGACUAUAUUUCGAUGGUAUCAGAGCUCAACUAUAUGUCCCAGAUCGUCAUAAUGCUGUACGAGGACCCCACCAAGGAUCCCACCUCCGAGGAACGUUUCCACGUCGAGCUGCACUUCAGUCCGGGCGUAAAUUGUUGUGUGCAGAAGAAUCUGCCGCCGGGUCCGGGCUUCAGGCCCCAUUCGCACGGCGACAAUGCCUGUAAUGUGAGUUUGCAGUCCUCGGAUGAGUCAAAUCCCGCCAGGAUUGAGGAGGAGAACGACUCGAAUUCAGGAGAGGAGCGCGAGGGCAAGAAGCGAGCGUCCACCGGGCAAAGGAGUUCGGAUCGCAGCGCGGAACGCACAUCCCCCGCCUUUGGAUUCAACAGGUUGGAGCUGAGAUCCAAGCAGUUCAAAUCGAAGCCCAUCCCCAUCGGAGCCCAUCACACGGUCAGUGGCCAUGAGGCAAUGGAUCUGGCCAAGCGGCUGAACGAGGAGCUGGCCUCACAGCAGCAGCAGCAGCAGAACCAGCAGCUCCGGCCCAUCAGUCCGGAUAUGCGGGCAGUGAGCCCUGACUGCGAGCCGCGUUCCCGGAGCUUCGAGCAGCGUCCCUCCUCCGGCGUCUGUGCCAAGGAGCCGGCUGAUUCUUCCGAUUUGAAGGAGAUUGCCGAGGCUCUUACUUCUGAAUUUGAGGAUAUUGCCCAGUCUCGUACUUCAGACUUUGCCGAAAUAACACAUGCCCGAGUGGGCGUGGCCAACAACUUGGAUGGCGGAGCUCAUCCAAAGGCUGGAAAUCGCACGGCUUUUCAGAUUCGGGUUACGAACAGUUUAUCCUUCUUUAAAAUUGACUCAUCGACGAACGAACUGCCGCUGUCGGACAUUGAUUUCUCGCUGAACCCAGCGACGCCCCAAUGCGGUCCAAUGUCGCACAAACGUCUCCAUGUGCUGACCAUGCGGCGCAUGGAGAGCUGUGACGAGGGCGAUGAUCUUGAGCAGCUGCGGCACCUGCCGCAGAUUUCGCCAAUGGCCACCAAUGAGCGACCCCUAAGCUCUUGCAAUUGCAGCAGCUCGACGGUUCAGGCGCACUCGCACUCCAAAAGUCUGAUGGAUUUGGGACAGGCGAUUGGUGCGUCGUCUCCUCCAGAAGCUGGGCAGGAUUCGGAGACAGGCGGCGAGCCGUCGACGGCGGCGGAGGUGAGUGCCAGCAGUUUCGAUGAUGACUUCCAGUUGUCCAGCUCGGCACCGGCCAUCCUGAUGAGCUCUCACUUUGGUCAAAGGCCUUUGGUAGCUGCUCUUUCGCCCAUGACGCAUGCCACCACCUCGCCCACAGCCUCGACUUUACGUCUCUGCCAGGAUAUGGACAAGGCUUCGGCCUCGGCCUCAUCUUCUGCUCAGCGCAAGGCCACCAGUAGCUCCUGUGGCCAGCUGUCCAUGCCGGCUUCGGCUCCUGUUUCGACGGAAAAUCCGUUUCGCUUCACCGUUUCAUCGGUGGGCUCGGCAGCGUCUAGCGCCUGUUUUGUAAGCUGCUUCGAGCCUAUCGAAGAGCAGGUCACUCCCACAAUGGAGGUCGAUCCAAAACCAUCGCAGCCACAGCCUCAAGUGGUCUAUAACCUGCCCACGUUGCUGAUUACUGGUGCAGCAAGUAACGUGGAAUUGACGAGCAUAAAGGACGACAAGAGAACGACUGUGACACCAACAGUUACAACCAUUUUUGCACCCGUAGAUGGGGAAAUAUCUAAAGACAUAGCUCUAUUAAAAGAAACAGAAUUAGAGACAGCAGAAGUUAAAACAACAGCUACAGCAACUAAAAUAGCAACAGAUAUAAGAACUGAUACAAAUAAACAUAUAACAAUAGAUUCAACAACGGUUACACCAACAGAUACAACAACGGUUACACAGGUAGUUAUAUCAACAGUUACAACAACCGAUACAACAGAUAUAGAAAAAUCAUCACCAACGGUUACACCAACAGUUACAACAACCGAUCUUACAAAAGGUAUACGAAAUGAUACACCAACUACGUCACGAACAGCCAUCCCUACAUCCCCACCAUUUACACCAUCCACCAUUACAACAACAACAGCAGCAGCAGCAGCUUUGUUUGAUAAUACAACAACAAUGUCUUCUAAUCAACCAUUUACUAACCAAUUCCAAUCGAUCGAUCCCACCGCAAACGACGCACCACACCAACAUCAUGAACAUCAACAUCAACAUCAAUACCAACAUCACCACCAUAACUCAACAACGAUCACCGAUCAACAACAACAACAAAUAUCAUGCACCUUCAAUAAUACACUGAACGAAAACACCACCACCGCCACAAAUACAAAUACAAACACCACUACCACGACCCCGUCUUGUUGUACCACUACCAUCGCCACAGAUAGCCAAGUCUCGGUGUCGGUUUCGGCCUCGGUGUCAUCGGCCAACUCGUCCACGUCGUCGCGUCGCCAAAGACACAGUAUUGCCGGCCAGAUGUCCUAUAUGAAAAUGUUGGGUUUCGGUGGUUUUAGCAAAAAGAUGGCCACCAGCGCAAAUAGCCUUUUCAGCACCGCCGUCAUCAGCGGCAGCUCGUCCGCCCCCAAUCUUCGCGACAUGAUACCGGUCUCGUCAUCCGGAUUUGGCGAUGUGCCACCAAUCCGACCACUUGAGACGCUGCACAAUGCCCUGUCGCUGCGCAAGCUGGACAGUUUCCUGCAAGACAUGAUCCUGGCGCAGAUCUUCAAGACGCCGACGGGAUCACCGCCGCGUGGCUUUGCCAAGAGUACCUUGCCAGCGGUCUCCUCGAUGGCGCUGACCGCCACCAAUCAGCCGGAGACGGCCAUGCCCAAGCCCGUAACGCCGACCUUUGACCGCCGUGGCAGCGAGUCCGGAUCCACGACCGAUGCCCAGCCGCAGAUCCUGCCGGAGAGCCAGUGUCCCGUACUCGACGACUGCAACUCCGUGCUGCCGCAAUCGCUGGCGGGAAAGUUGCAGCUUUGGCCGCAAGAUAGUCUCCAGGCAGCCGAGGAGGAGGACGUAUCCUUACCAGAGUUGGAAAUGAAGCCAAGCUUGGACCUUACAAUGGAGAUUAUGGAGCAGGGCACGUCGGCAGCUUCCGCCUCCUUUGAGCCAAUGAACAGGGACAGUCUGGAAUCCGGAGAGGGAGCCGUGGGCGGUGGAAUCUUUCUAAACGUUUGCGAGGAGCAGGGCAGCGGCAGCACCUGCCUCACUCCAGUCAGCUUCGGCAUGGAUCUGGACCUCAGCAUGGUGGCCAACAAGGGCUCAAUGACGCUGUCUAUGGAUGGAUUUGAGGAUGAUGAGGAUGCCACUUUGUCGGCGGCCACCACACCUUCUCUGCCGGCCGAUUGUGAGCCGCGACUGGAGACCUGCUACUGCUGCCCCAGCCAUGCGGAGGGUCCUCCGGAAGUUUCCAGCGAUGAUCCGCGCUUUGGCUUUGCCCUGCCCGUUCGCGUCACCCAGGCCUCGCCGGAGCACGUGCGUCCCGUGCGCCGUGCCCAUGACCCGGUCUCGCCCAGGAUCCAAAAACAGAUCAGCCUGUUCGAGGGCAAUGCCGCUCAAGCAGCGGGUCAGGAAAAGUGCGAGUCAAGCGGAUCGGUUGGGGGCGCUGCAAUCCUUCAUGCCUCCAUCAAUUUACCGGCGGCGGGGCCACAACAUCUACGCCAGGAUGCACGUCUACGCAAAUUCGAGAACCUCACGCAGUCCACCUCGAACUCGAACUUUCCCUUCGAGAGCAACACACUCAAGCGGGUCCCCAUGCAGACAGCCGAUGACUAUGCCAACGUUAGCCACACCCAGAGCUGCAUAAACCUCAAAAGCGGCAGCAGCGGAGUACUCGGAGGAUCGCCGCAGCAUCAAAGAGGAGGAUCCGGUGGAGCAGGUGUAAGUGGAGUCCCGGCGGAGCGGGAGCCACUGCGAGCCCACUACGGACGGAUGAUCAAUGCCUGCUGUUCCGCCUCGGCCUCGCCGUCCCCCUCACCAUCCCCCUCGCCGGGGGCCCUGAUUGUCAAGGAGCGGUUCAUCGAACCGCCGAAGCGGGGCGUCGUCCGCGGAUACCAUGGCAAAACGCAGUCCAUGGACGCCGACUUCCUGUUCAACGAGUUUCUUCUGCUGCCGGCCAUGGCGCCUGCCAAGCUAUCGUUCGAUAUUAGCGAUAUCGAUCGAGCCAGCGAUGACGAGGCCCCUAGCACCUCGAAACAGAGGCACUCUUAACUUCCAAUUCAACUAAAAAUCUUCAAAGCACUCGCAUUCUUAAGCCACGCCAACCAAACUCGUAUAAGAUAUCGUUAUUGCGGGCCUUAUCGUAAAAAUCGUAAUCGCUAUCGUUAUCGCGAGAGCUAUCGCAUAUAUCGACUUGCUAUCGGACUCUUUAAUCUUAAUCAAACUGUUUGUUGUUGUUGGGCCAAGAAAUUACAAAUAAAAGGCUAAUCUCUAUUUUUUGUCCAAAA
Molecule: messenger RNA, 8228 nt
Organism: Drosophila rhopaloa
Lineage: Eukaryota; Metazoa; Arthropoda; Insecta; Diptera; Drosophilidae
Product: inositol hexakisphosphate and diphosphoinositol-pentakisphosphate kinase
Exons: 15
Coding region: 790-7992 (2400 amino acids)
Biological process (GO): inositol metabolic process; inositol phosphate biosynthetic process
Cellular component (GO): cytosol
Molecular function (GO): diphosphoinositol pentakisphosphate kinase activity; 5-diphosphoinositol pentakisphosphate 1-kinase activity; inositol hexakisphosphate kinase activity
Source: RefSeq, a predicted model, not a curated record